AUGGAGAACAAGGCUAUCCACCCGCCCAAGAAGCAACGAGUACAAUGCCUCACGAUAGAUUCUCCAAGGAAGCAUGCCAUAUCCGACUGGAUGGCAUUGAUCGAUGAGGACAACUCUGCUGGGGCGGCGAAGGGCGGCAGCCUCGCAAAUAGCGCAGCGCUUGUCGAUCUGCCUCUUCCAUGCGCGCGAGAUGACGAGGUUGGAAUGUCAAGAUAUCAGCCAACGACCGCGCUGAGUCACCUCACUGGCGUCACGUCGCAGGCGGUGAAGCACUGGACGAUCGUGGAACGGUAUCUGUUGAACCACUUCAUGCAGUCGGUCUCUCGCGCUCUUGUCGUGGUCGAGGAUCAGGACAACAUCUUUCUCCUUCACUUCGUUCCCAUGGCACUGCAGAACCUGACGGUGCGUCGCGCGCUGCUCGCUUUAUCCGCUUGCCACACAUCCAAGGUCUACCCGAUCUUCGAGCAUGAUGUACUCGUACAGAGAACAGAAGCUCUGUGCAAUCUCAAGACCGAGCUCGCCGAUCACGAUCGUUUCAAAUGGGCCAUUGGUGCAACACUUCUCUUAUGCCUGGUUGAGAUUUGCGAAGGGAACUCACAGAAAUGGUUGUUACAUUUGCACGGCGCUCGGACGCUUCUCACCAAUACACUUUCCGAUUCGCUCCAAGGCCCACCUCUCGCCAUUCUGAAAGAACUGUACAACUACAUCUGCUGCAUUGCAUCGGUAAACUCGAUUACAGCACCUCCAGUCUUGUGGCCGUUGUCUGGUACCGAUGUCGGUGCAUCGACUGUGCAUCCGUUAUUCGGAUCCUGCGGGGAUCUUUAUCAUUGCCUGGCGGAGAUCAAUGAUGUAGCAGCAGAGAUGGACAAUGCGUCGCCUGCAGAGCAUCAAUCGCUACGAUUGCGAGAGAUCGAGCUCUCCCUGCAAAGCUGGACCCCAGCAGAAGAAUCACAAAAGUCUCGAUACACAUCUGAGCUCAGGGCGGCUGGUUUCGCUAACCAGUGGGCAAUCAUGAUCCGACUACAGCAGGUAGCGAACAAGUCCAGGAACGAUGAUCCUCGCAUCACAAAGGCCGCUGAGCACAUCCUGUCUGCGUUGUCGCUGAUCAGACCCGGCUCCGAUGUCGAGCCGCUUCUCCUCUUCCCUCUGUUCAUGGCGGGUCUGGGAAGCACGACAAAGCCAAGCCGACUGACAGUGGAGCAUAGAUUCACCUCGAUGGAAGCCACGAUCGGCUUGGGCAACAUUGUAAUCGCGCACAAGCUCCUGGACGAGAUCUGGCGAAGAGCAAAUGACGGCGAUGUUGUGGAUUGGCAAGCGCUGACGCGCGCAAGAUAUCCCGGUCUCAUUCUCUUCUGA
Messenger RNA from Cyphellophora attinorum, 1356 nucleotides. RefSeq lists its product as uncharacterized. Gene Ontology annotation, cellular component: nucleus. The transcript is spliced from 3 exons. Bases 1 to 1356 code for a protein of 451 amino acids. The record is from RefSeq and is a predicted model, not a curated record. Gene Ontology annotation, molecular function: DNA-binding transcription factor activity; transcription cis-regulatory region binding. Lineage: Eukaryota; Fungi; Ascomycota; Eurotiomycetes; Chaetothyriales; Cyphellophoraceae. Gene Ontology annotation, biological process: positive regulation of transcription by RNA polymerase II.